Molecule: messenger RNA, 714 nt
Organism: Gasterosteus aculeatus aculeatus (three-spined stickleback)
Lineage: Eukaryota; Metazoa; Chordata; Actinopteri; Perciformes; Gasterosteidae
Source: RefSeq, a predicted model, not a curated record
GACCAGCAGUGAGCCCGGGCUUUAACCAAACUCACCGCUACGUCAGAUACUCUCAGCGCAAGACUGCGUGUUGUGUGUUGGUACCAACGCCACACAACGUGCGCACAUUAAAGAGCUGCGCGUCACCGACCCCACGAACACGCGGACGCUCGUGGCGAUGGCGUAUUUUAGUGAUGAUCCCAAUUUCUGCUCUCAAUGUGGGAAUGUGCUGCCUCUUCCUGGGAUACAAGACGUCGUCCGCUGCCCCCGCUGCUCCUUCUGCAUCCCGGGAACAGAGUUCUCGGGCCGGGAGAUCCGCUCCACUGUGGUGUUGAACCCAGAGGAGCAGUCGUCGAUGGCGCUGAAGGACGAGGAGGACGCUGAACUGAAGGGACCAGUGAUUGACAGGCGCUGCGCUCGUUGCAAUAAAGAGGGAAUGGUUUACCACACCAGGCAGAUGAGGUCUGCAGACGAAGGACAGACGGUCUUCUUCACCUGUAUACACUGCAGGUAUCAAGACAAGGAAGAUUCCUGAGAAGAAGUCAAACUUGUGCCCUCAUGUCUACUGGUGUCACUAGGUUGGAUGCUGCAACAAUCUUGCCCUGGGCUCCUCUGGGUUCAUCUAGCGAUGCCGCUGAGCUUCUUACCUCCUGUUCUCUGAUUCCUGGACUUCACUCCUUGAAUAACUAUAAAUAAAUCAUGUUCCCCCAGUGAGAGCUGAGCGGGUGAAACAUC